Messenger RNA from Phasianus colchicus (ring-necked pheasant), 8969 nucleotides. RefSeq names its product CDC42 small effector protein 2-B-like. Gene Ontology annotation, molecular function: small GTPase binding. NCBI's taxonomy places the organism in Eukaryota, Metazoa, Chordata, Aves, Galliformes, Phasianidae. The record is from RefSeq and is a predicted model, not a curated record. Gene Ontology annotation, cellular component: plasma membrane. Gene Ontology annotation, biological process: regulation of Rho protein signal transduction.
AGCACCGGGCCGCGCGGUGCUGUCACAGGGCUCCGGCGCUGAUCCCAAACCGCGUCUGUAAGACACGUCUGUUGGGCUCUGAGCUUCUUCCACAGUGUAGUUUCGUGCUGUUAUUUCUGUUCCAAAUCUCAUUCACCAAGCAGAAUAAUUUUGCUGCGCCCUUCAAGUUUCACAUCGUGCCCAAAACCCGUUUUUGGUAUAGAAGCACGAGGUGCUGCCUCUGCCACACCUCACCACUCAGAUAUCCAGCAUACGGCCAUUGGGGGACGGUAACGCCUCGUGAGUAAUAGCUGAGCAAUAAUGCGCAGCAAUGGCAGGGCGAACUGGAUGUUAUGCUCAGUAAGGGGUAUCUGGAAUGCAGGCACUGUGGGCUCAGCACGGCCAUGCCCUGCCCCUCGCAUUCAGCAUCUGUGUCUGCGCGUGCUAGCCGCUCCCCCGGCCCUUUGUCUCUCUCUUCUUGACGAUAGUGCUGCUGUGGGGAAAAAUAGAGGGAAAGAACAACAGGAUAUUGUCCGCUUCUGGCCCCUGUGCCAACAGUGACAAAAUGUUGUUUUCUCUGCGGUGUCGGGAUUCUGGUUGGCUUUUAUUACUCACGGGUGCGCCCAAAUGCGUGAAGAUGUGUUUUUAAAUUCUUGCAGUUACUGUGGAAACCUUGAGUCCCUGGGAGGAAGGUGGUGCCCCGUGUCUGCAGGCGGACGUUCCUGCUCUGGAGGAUGACCCCCUGACCUGCGCAGAGGAAAAGAGGAGCUCAGCUGUGGAGCACAACAGGAAGGCGUGCGGUGCUGCGGUUUGCUGGGAUGACACCUGCAGAGCUGCCGCAGGCGUGGAAGUGAGCCACGGGCUGUGUGGUAGUGCUGAGGGAGCUGCGCUGCUGCACGAAUCUCCUGCCAAACCACAGUGCCGUUCUGGCUCCCAUUCCCUUUUCUGACACCUGUAGUGAGUCUGAAGCACGCUGCAACACAGACUUCUGCGGCAAGUUCUGAAGUGAAGAGGGCACGGAGCAGCACUGAAUAAGCCCUUUUAGCCAUCAGGAUUGCAGGCCAGGGACACGAGCUGCAACUGCACCGAGGCUGCCAAGCCAGGAGCUGGCUGCACACCGGCACUUGAAGGAGGACGAGCAGUGGGACGCCUUUGGGGCACAGGUAUAUCUGUCAGGUACUGUGUGUGAUCUUUACCUGUGGAUCUACAGAAGCGAUUCCUUCCUAAACUCACUUCAGAGAAAUAAUUCAAUAACAAGACCUUACAACCUACUGAAAAGAUACAAUGACUGAGUUCCUGGUUUGUUUUAACUGGUGCAACGGUGAGCAGCCCCAGCCGAAGAGGCGUCAGCGAUUGGACCGGAACAUGAUAGGAGAACCAAUGAACUUUGUUCACAAUGCACAUGUGGGGAUAAGAGAGAUGAGUAGUGACUUUUCAUCAGCUGUAUCAAUUCAGGACCACAUGAAGUCUAAAGGUGGCUACACAAAUGGCACUUCUACAGCUGCUGAGCUAUAGGAAAUUGAAAGAAGGCUGACAUCUGCUCUGUCUUACAAAAGUCUUCUGGACUGUGCUUUCAGAUUCACUAAAACCUCUUUAUCAUGGAGUAUAGCGAGUACUUAAAUUAUAAUAGGUCAGUGCAAGCUUUUGCAUUCUUUGCACAAUAGCUUCUGAAGGAGUUACUGGAAAUUAUCCUUAAUGUGUUCCAUGAUGGCGGUGCUGUAGUAGCAACUGUAGUUUGUUACUGUGGAUGACUUCCUAGCUGUGUCCCAAAAACCUCAAAGUUGUCUUGUAGGAGGGGAUAGGAAGGUUAUUUGAAUCGACUGGGGUUUUGGUUUGUUUUUCUCUUCUCUUCAAGAAAUGCAAAGAUUGAUUUUAUUUGAAAGACAAGAUGUUUGCACUUCUUAUGUGAGAUAAAUUGAAUUUCUAGGUAGGAUCUCAUAGCCUGCAAUACAACUUUUGACCUAAUUUUUUGAUGGUUUACAACCUGAGGCAUAAUUCUACUGAGCAGUAAUUUGGAGGUUUUUUUUGUUUCUUUGUUUUAUUUCUCCAAGGCUUUUGAUAGUGAACAAACUCUAGUUUAGUCUGCAAAAACCAGUGAAACUUCUGUCUUCUGUGAUUAAGCUUUUGUAGCUAAAAAAUGCAAGUUUUGCAGACUGACCCACUCAGGAAAACAAGUGUUUCUCUCAGCUACUCCCCUCCAUAGUGUAACUGAUGGGUGUUAAUGCAACAAUGCUAAUAACAAUAUACUCACAACUGCAUGCUAAUUUUGCACAACCCCUGUUGAAUUUUAAAUAAAACCUACUCUAAGAUCACUCUCUAUUAUAACCUAUCCAUAGCAAUAGCUUUACAGAACUUGAAGAGGUAUCUCCAGAUUCUGCCUUCUUAAUUUCAACAUUUUUUCCUUGGAUGAAGUCUUUCUUAUACAUGGUUUUUACUUAAAGUAUGGUUUAAGUGACAGAGACAGGAGAAUAUUACAUGGAAACUGCCUAUUACAGACUUCCAGCACUUCAUAAAUACAGAUAUUUAGACAUACCCAAACUACAGUUUUUCACUUAGUUCUUAAUAGUAUUUAUUUUAAGUGAUAUGCUAAAACUACUGAAAUAGAGCUAGAUUUCUCUCUUAUCCAAUCACUGACAGCUGCUCUCUGACAAAAUUAUGAGUGAGUAUUGGUGUAGAGACUUUGAAAUUUGCUUGCUGUCAUAACUAGAUACAUUAACUAGAUACAAGUAUUUAAAUUUCUCACAAUCCUCACCAGUUAUACCGUAAGUUACUGGAACUCUUCCCUUCUUGCUCUAGGCUUAAGGUCAGUUAUCAACCUUUUUUCAUUAAAAAUAAAAUAUCUGCCAGCUACAUUUUCUUGUAAGGGAGAUUUUUAACUAGUAAGAUUCUGUUUACAGCUCAUGAUACUUCUUAAGUCUGAAUGCUUGGCUUUGCUGAAGUUCUGCACUGCAAAGCAUGUAAUACAGUAUAUUAGGGAAGUCAGAACAUGAAAGGUAGUUCUGUGUUUCUGUGUGUGUUCUCAAAAGAAACUUUUUCCCCAUGCUUCCUUCCCAUAUUUCAUCUUUAAGGACUAAAGAGGAAGAGAAUGUUACUCUCCUUAAUAGUCAACAGCUGAUGGUCACAUUCAACCACAUCAAAAAGAAUUUUAAUAUCCAUGUCUUGCUACAUCCUUACUUUUGAACUAGAAUACAUGUGAUAUUUUAAUAGUAUUUAAAAUCAGAGUGUUAACCAUAAAUGUAGCUUUUUAAACACUUUCAUAUUUCUGACUUCUAACCUCAGACUUAUUCCAGCAACCUAAUUAGGAUGCAGAGUUCAAAGAAGCAAAAUUCUGUAUACUGUUGAGAAAGCAUAAAGUGGUCGAGUUAUUUUUAAAAAUAAAUUCUAACUGAUCUGCUAUUAAAUUGAAUUCGUGUAUUCAUUAGUCUGUACUUACACAGAAAGAGCAGUGAGAGGAGAGCUGUGAUGAAGAAGAUGGGUUGUUUUUUCUUAACGUUGGAAGGUAACAAGCCAGAGAAGAAUUAGUACUUCCUGAAGACCCAUUCUGUAUAUUUUUAAGAUCAGGGUGCAGUGUAUGCAUAACUAGAAGUAAAGAAGUUGGGGAUCGUGUCAGUUCUCAUGGCUGAAAAUACACAGACAGAUAAUCUUGUUAUUAAACUUGUAGGAAAAUCCCAGUCUUCAUUCUGUAAAGCAAGCAGUGCUAUCUGGUACAAAACCCAUCUUCAUCACACCGUACAGUGUUAACAAGGACCGUAUACAAGUAAACUCAGUAGUCCUGUUAUAAAAGGAAAUGUUUUGCUAUUGCAUUAAAGAUGCCAUUAUUUUUUAAAUGUAAACAAGCAUAAAAGCAUGUCUCAGGCAUUUUCUUUGUUGUAUAAUUAGAAGCCUUAUUUAGCUGCAGUCUCUCAUGUGACGCAGUAUAAACCAAACUAGGUCAUAAUAAAUCUGUUGAAAGAGGCACUGCACUCCUUUCAUACUGUGAAUUUCUUGGUAUUUUUCUGUGCACUGAAAAUCUGUUGGUCAGGUGGAUGAAUCAGCAUGGCUUGCAACUUUACUGCACAGAAUCACAUUUCUCCACUAGAGAGCACAAUUUGCCAUCGAGUCUAUUCUGUUACUGCUCAAUACAAGUUAUUAUGCCAGUGUGGAGUGGGUUUUUUUGUUGUUUAUUUUAUUUCAGUCAAGUUAAAAUGUAAAAGAAAAAAAGAAUGAGUGACACCAAGGGAUCAAACUUGUUGAUCUGUCUUGUGAUUAAGUUACACCAACAAUGCAAAGUGGCAUUGAAAGGCUGCUGUGACUCAAUGGCAUUUUUAUCAUUUCUUUUUCAUACUCAGAAAUAAAGUAACACGUGAGUGGAGCAGGAUUAAAUCUUUCACAUGAAGUCUGUCAGAGUCUCAGCACUGUAUCUGCCUUCUUUAAAAAAAAAAAAAAAGUGGAGGAGAGCUGUGAUUUCAAAUACUGUCUGUCCAUCUUGUGACGUCCCUGCUGGGCUUUACCGACAAUUCCAUGCUGUUGACUAAGCUUGCAGUCAAUUUUUAGAAAAGGUAUUUUGCUUUUCUAUGACCUAAUAUGUCCUUUUAUCUCUUGCUGUGGCCUUAUAAAAAUUGCAUGGCAUUACUCUACAUUCCAAGUUAUCCCGUAAUAUGGCAACUUGCAACCCAUGCAGUAGGGCUAUUGCUUUGUAUGGCUUUGCCAUAUUGGACUUCCACGUGGUUCUGUAGCUUCCAGUCUGCACAGACAAGAAUUGCUUACUGUACCAGCAAAAAUAAGCAAAAUUUAGCAAUAUGAAAUUCCAUGGAGGCAUGGUUGUGAAAUUUAUUACAUGCUACUAAGUACAGUAACAUUACAAGAAAUGACACCCGCCACUUGAAGAUGAUUGCGUGGCUGCUUGAUUGUCUUUGGAUGUACUUUGUUAUCAGCACUGUGACACUGCCAUAAAAACUUAACAGUGAAUGAUAAGAAUGCUUUGUCUGCCUCUUAUAACUGCUGUGGAGAGAUGAGGUGAACAGGGGGAAGAAACAGGGUUGUGUUACAGGUGUGUCAAUAAGAUGUCCUCUGGUGAGUGGGCUCCUGUAAGGCUUUCAGAUGCUUUGUGUUUCUUAAAGCACUAUGUUGUAAAAUCAUUAAGGUGCAGUUAGGCAGUUGGAUAAUACGAGGUAGGAAGCUAGAUCUUCCUUCCUAGUGUUUCUUUGUAUUUUCUCAAGAGAGCAAACUCUUCAGAGGGGCUGGUUAAAAGGAAUACUGGCUGUGCGCUGACUUGCACAGUUUACUAGAUUGUGCUUCUAGUUUGAGUCGUGAUGGUUGGCUUUCAGUUCUGAAAUUCCUAAGACAGAAAGGGAAGAGAGAACAGCAAAGGUGUGGAGUCCUGAAAUAAAAACUGGUUCUUUAUGCUGCAGAUUGGCAGCAAGGCAGAAAAUGAAGACUAACCAUAAAUAGAACAAUGUUUUUAGAAAAGUAAGGCUGCUUGGAAUAAAUCACUUAUAAUACACAUAUUUUAAAAAAGGGGAGACUUUGCACUUUAACUCCUUGCAGUUGUUGUACCACUCUUACUGUGUAUCUUUUUAUGUUAAAAUAUGGGCUAGCUGAGUAGAUUUUAGACUCAGAGUGGCAUUUAAUGAUUGAAAUUCACAAUUUUAGAUGCUUCUGUCUAUACCCAAAGUUCCUGUGCACCUAAGGGACUCUGGGUCUACAGGCAAACUACACAGUAAUGGCAUGUAAGGCCAAGCACGGCCUGGCGCAUAAGGCCCAGGCUGUUUCUAUGGGUGGUUUCCCUCUUUCAUACUCAUGUGGUCACAAUGUGUAUAUAUAAGAAGUUUCCCAGUACCAUGCAGAAUGUGAUCUUUCUAGGAACGGGCCUGUUGGAGUAUUGUUUCUUCAACAGAGCCUUAAGGUAGGGACUUAUCACAACAUGCAGCUCUGAGCCAAUGUUGUGUUUUGCUACACGAAAAAAUAAAGUCUCUUUGUUUAUUGCUUAGUUCCUUAUAUUCUAGAGAAGGAAGUGGGAGAGGCAAGUACAGGAACCACAGAAAAAAUGAGACAGACAAGGGAAGCAGAUUUAGAAGCCCUGGAGAAAUGCUCUGGUGUAUGUAUAUGAGGAAUGAGCAGAGAGCAGAACGUGUGCAUGUUAACGUUCAUUUCAUAUCACGCACAGGACAGCUUUCUUAAUAUCAAUGUGGAAAAUUGGUAAGGUGUGUACAAUUAGUAUAUGGAGGAAAUUGGGCACUUAAAUGCAUGACUAAGCUGGGACUUUAUACCCUUCACUUGCACUGUUUAAUGUGAUGCUGACUGCCAAUGCCACGUCAGUGGAUUUUGGUAUGCCCUUUCUGCAGUGUCUUCAGAUUGUAUGGAGAUCCCCCAAAUGCUAGCUCUAUGUUCAGCAGUUGCUGACUGAUGGCAUGUAUGAGUUUGAAAGACAAGGCAACAUUUUUUUUCUGACAAAUGUAAGGUUGCAGCUGUUGUAACAGCUGAGGGAGAAUGCUGAGGCCUGAUGCACCCACCACAGCCUCCAUCAACACCAAGCAACGAAAACUUAGAGUUAAAAUGGUGGUGCUAAAGUGUAUUUGGCUUCAGUUCACAGUGCUGCCAAAACCUUAGGGAAAUUAACUGGAUCAAUCUGGUGCUCACUCUGGAAGAGUGUGGACAGGUUGGAGCUGAAAGAUGAUGGAGAUUUCCUCCUGUCUGAGGGGGUCUGAGUGAUUUUCUGCACUCACUGCAGACUGAGAUACCAGGAGGUAACCUGCAACAGCUUUCCAGCCAGACCUUUGCUCCUGAUGCUAUGCAAAGAAAGGAAGCAUGAAAGAAACCAGCAGGAGCACUUCUGAGUAGGGAGGGGCAUUACCACUGUGUGUUCUUGUGCCAAAAGAGCACACAGCGUGAGGUGCUUAUACUGAACUAGGACUGCUGUCUUCUCCUGGGAGCUUACAGCUGAGCAAAAUCAUGUUAUAAUUAAGACUUGUGCCCUUUCAGGAAGUCUGGGGUGUCCUGGUAUUCUUAGGGCUCUGUAUCACCUCAACUCAGUGCUAAUGAACUUGUUAAGCAUUGCAGUAUGGCUACUGAACACCUUGUUCUGUUUUUGUACACCCUGUAACAUGACCGAAAUCCUGAAAUGUGAUCCAGAAAUGCAGUUCAAAUGGGAAGAAGUUUUCUUAAUCUAGUUUCAAUGUGGUUAAGAUGGGCAAGGUGGGCAAGAACACCAAUUUUCAGCUCCAGGUCAUCAUCUGAAUUGUGAAUUCAAAGGUGAAUGGAGACUAUACAGAUAAUGAGUAAUUAACCUCUUCAUAGUGAGCUGUCUGAAACAAAGUGUUUGUAGACCAAUCAAAACAAUCCCAUUUUCUGCACAUAUGAAUCCAUUAAAAAUAAUAUCUGUAAGGUUGAAAGUCAAGUCUCAACAAGGGCUAAAGCAGCAAAUUAAUAGUGAAAGUAAUAUGAUUUUUAAUGCAGUUAUCCAUGUUUACCCUCACAGUCUCUACCAUCAAGGAAUAUUAAAACCUGACUCAAUACCUUUGAGAGUAUGACACAAACUUGAAAAUGUAAUUCAGAAGUAAGGCUUACAGUGCUUCCUUAAUGCAUGCUAAUGUGACCUUGCUGCAUAAUGGCAUGUGAGGAAGGCUUUCCCUAGUUUCUCUUAACUUCUUUAAACAUUACCUUUGAAAAUCCCAUUUGAAUUGGCUGUUCUCUCUGCUGUAUAAUGUCCAGCAAACUAAGGCACCUCUUGAUUGUGUAGAUUAACGUUAUCUGAUGCUCAGAUAAGCCUGUUAGCACAUGGGGAGAAGUUGAUAGAUGUGUGUUUGAAUGAAUAAAUAAUCCUUAACUGCCAGUAUUACUGUGUGUUGGAUCAUUUUCUUGAGGGGAGAUAGAAGAACGUCAGGCUGUUGCCAUGUGGGUAUGUCUCUCAGAGAUGGCAUCUUUCAGAAACAAUGUUCCCUGUGUCACUUUAAUCAAAAGGUUUCACUGUGAAAGAGACAAGAGUUUCUAGGGUGGUAGAAUUUACUUUGGUUAAACCACUUCCUUUUUCAUGUCACCUGCUUUAUUUUGCCCUAUUACUCUGCCCUCUACUUAAUUUUCCUAUGAAUAUAUUUACAUUGAGUGUUUGAGUCACUGUUCUCUCUUAGUUCUUAGAAAUUAACACAUUAAAAAUUCCUCAAUCCUUUUGAAGCUUGUGUGUUAAUUAACCCCGAAUCUCUGCAUUACUGAUUUCUGUAUGAAAUAACUGUUCAGCUUGAAGAGUCUAGUCUCUUAAUUACAAUGUUAGUCCUCUAAAAAUCAUGCAUUUUAUUUUCUUUUGAAUGUUUGAUGCUGAUAGCCACCCUUGCAAGCUACCUACCUAACGAGGCAACAAUCUUCUGUUUACAGUUUUUCACUCAAAAUUAGUGGAUAGUAAUUCAAAGAUAACAGAAAAACAGAUUGAAAUGGAUAGAGAGAUAUAGGAAAAGAAACACAAAAGACAAGUUGGUUGGGAUAAGCUUAUUUAAAAGCUAAGCUGAUAUGCAUGAAAAAAAGUACCCCAUAAAGUAGUUCCUAGUGCAAUUGGAGAAUCAGGAGAAUGGCACUGGAAUGGAAAAUGCUUCACAUGCGUUUCCUAAUGCGCAAAAUAGUUUGUGUUUAGAAGUGUGUGCAUGUUGUGAAAUACAGGCAGAUGGAAGGAAGGGAUAAUUUCAUAAUCUCUUCAAAAAGGAUUUCAGUAUAUGCAUAUUAUUAUUCAAACAAUUUAUUUUCUGUGCUAAUGGCUAUUUAGCUUAGUUUCUGCUUUCAAACGAAUGUCCUCAAAGCCUGCUUUAAACGUGUGUGUUCCUAAAGCUUUGAAAUGCUUUAGGAAUGCCUGAGUCAUUACAGGUUUUAUUUCAUGUUGAUGUUUGGGUUAGGGAAGGGGUUUUUCUGAGAGAGUUGUUUCUGUUAUUUUCUUUGAUGGAUGUAAUUAUGGCAGUUCCGGAAGGAUGCAAUUCUUGGGAUGGUUUGUUGGUAUCUUAUGCUGCUUAGGUAGAAGCUAUGGGUAGGAG